Messenger RNA from Xiphophorus hellerii (green swordtail), 2973 nucleotides. RefSeq names its product DnaJ (Hsp40) homolog, subfamily C, member 4 (gene dnajc4). The transcript is spliced from 8 exons. The record is from RefSeq and is a predicted model, not a curated record. Lineage: Eukaryota; Metazoa; Chordata; Actinopteri; Cyprinodontiformes; Poeciliidae. Bases 189 to 902 code for a protein of 237 amino acids.
CUGUCUGUUUUAUUUUGAAAGUAAGCUUCCUUUCCGGUGCCCGUUAUGCUACUAGCUUGAUGUAUUGGAAAACUGGAGCGUUACGAAACUGAUCUCAUCUGUCAUCUGCUGACAGAUGUGUUGCAGCUGCCCACCUCAACAGCUUCAAUGGAAACACAGUGAAAGGUCAAAGUUGAAUAUUUUUCGUCAUGCAGCUGGAAGCUCAGCUGCGACUAUGUCAGAGUUGUAUUUGGUGCUACAAGAGUGGACAGCGGAUGCUAUCUCUCAGCUCUGCACAAAGAAAAGCUGCAAGCUAUUAUGACCUGUUGGGAGUCAAAUCAGAUGCCUCCGUGGACGAAAUAAAGAAUGCUUUUUUUGACAAAUCAAAAAAGCUGCACCCAGACAGCAACCCGUCAAACCCGAAGCUGCACAGCCAGUUUGUGGAGCUGAACGAAGCCUACAGAGUGCUGAGCAAAGAGCUGAGCAGGAAGGAGUAUGACCUUAAGCUCCAGCAUCCAUACCAGGGGGGGCAGGCCUUCAGAUCAACAUCUGGUCACACAAUGUACAGAAGCACUACUACCAACGACAACGUUCGUUACUGGGAGCAGUUUCGUCAUGCCCAGUCUCCAGAGGCGACUGCAGAGGAGAGGAAGCAGAAGAAGAAGAGGAACUUCAGGCUGGUGAUUUACUGUGUCAUCACGAUGGUAUUCAGCGUCGGAGCGCAUGCAGUCUUCUUUAGGAAACUGGAAGAAGUUCACAAUAGCUUCAUGGACGAGAAAGAUAGAGCUAUAACAGAAAUCUACAACGAAGCCAAAGAGAGAGCCAGGGUCAACGGUUUCAAGAAGCAGACAGAAAUCCUGCGGCAGAAACACGCCGACUUUCAGGAGAAAGUGAAAAUGAAUAAGGGCGGACCGGAGAAGUAGGAGCAUCUCCUCCUGCGCUCUCCUGCAGAUUGAAAACGUGGAGGAACUCACUUUAGUUUUGCAACUGGUAGAGGUUAUUUUUCCAGCUUUCUGCUUGAACUCUGAUGAGAUCCUGACUUAGCGGGUCAGGAUGGGGAUGUGGGAUACUUUCCUUUGGCCACAUAUGUGUUGCUGCUACAACACACUCAGGUAUACAGUGCCUUGCAAAUCUACUCAAACCCCUUCAACUUUUACCCAUUUUGUCACGUUAUAAAGACAAAAUUCAGUGUGUUUUACUGAGAUUCCAUAUUAUGAUUGAUUAACACGUGAAGGGGAAGAAAAACUCAGAACUUUAUUGAAGCUUUUAACUUUACCUCAGAUAUUUGUCAAUUUAGGGUGUGUGGCAGCUUUGCACACAAAGAGACAUAAAAUCAAUGUUCAUCCUUCUUCUGUAUUGCAUUGGAAUUAGGUCUGAACUUUGACUAGGCCAUUCUAACAGUCAUACACAUGAAUUUAAUCUCAACCUUCUGGCUGCACUUUGGCCAGAAGGUGAACCUCCACCACGGCCUGCAGCGUUUUGCAGCCUCCAUCAGGUUUUCCUUCAGUGUUGACCAGCGUCCCAGUCUCUGCUGAAGAAAAGCAUCUCCACAGCAUGAUGCUGCCACAACCAUGCUUCUCUGUGAAGAUGGUUUGUACCAGGAGAGACACAGUCUUGGCUUUUGUCCACACGUUGUGUUUUGUAUAAAGGCCAGAAAGUUUAACUUUGGUCUAAUUUUAUUAGACAACCUUCUUCUAUAGGUUUGCUGUUACUUCAAAUAGAACUACUUGUGACUUUCUCUUAAUGGCUUUCUUCUUGUUCGUCUUCCAUUAAGCCCAGAUUUGUGGAGUUCGUUAUAGUUGUCCUGUUAACAGAUUCUCCCACCUGAGUUGUGGAUCUCUGCAGCCCCUCCAGAGAUUUAUGCUGCUUAUCUGAUUAACGUUCUCCUUUCCUGGUCUGUUAGUUUAGGUGGAUGGAUGAAAAGGAAGAAAACAAAUGCACUCCACACUUUUCAGCUUUUUAUUUGAGGAUUUUCUUUUCCCCAUACUGUAAAGUUGUUGGCCUGUAAAUGCUUUGAAGUCUGGUUGUAAUGUGACAAAAUGUGAACAAGUCAGUGAUGUGUGGCAGUUUUUCAAGGCACUUGACAUCACUGGGCUACUUUGCUGAACUAUUUAUGGUUUAUGAAUUAUUUGAGGAGAUGUGAGCCUGCACUUUUCUCACAGACCUCUUUAGUGUUCGCACUGUAAAAUAGGAAUUUUUUUUUCACUUAUUGUUUUCAGCCUGAACUCUGAUGGCUGAUCAGAUUUAUAGAGGACCUCAUAAACACCAGGAUGUUUCUAAAAGAAGCUGAUUGGUUAAUCGACAUCCUUAAGGAUGAUUUGUCUCAUUUUGGACAGAGCGCAGAGAGGGCAACGUGUUUCAGGUUAACCUGAGUUCUCAGCUGUUUUAUAUUUGACUCAUCUGCAGGGAUGUUCUGCAUUUUUACCCAUAACUCAUGCUUGUUUUUUUUAAACAGACAUGAUGAACGACCAAUGUUAUAUCUUUUUACUUAUAGUCAAUUUUAAUAAUAACACUGCAAAAGUGUGGAUUUUAUGGAAAUAAGCAACAACAAAACAGCAAAUAAGUGAUUGUAAUACAAAAUCCAGAGCCAAAAUUUACCAUUCUGCCUCUCUGAUUUUAUUUUGGAUUUAGAGAGAUAGUUUUGUGUUUAUCUGUCUUUGGAUGAAGGCCUUAUGUAUUUUCCCUACAGGGACGCCAGAGAAGAGUGAUUAAAAGAUCAAUUUAUUUCUUCUUGUCUGCUUUGUCGAAAAAGACGCCGCUUCGUUUAAAAAAAAAAAGUAAUAUUUUUCAGAUGAUCUUUUUACUGAUAUCCUCUACUGUGAAAUUAAUUUCCUCUGCUUGGCAGAGAUAACAAGAGGCUUUAAACGUUUGCCUUUUAAUGAGCAACAGCACAGUAGCUAUUGGACAAUGAUUAAUGUGUUCUGCUUCAGAAAUCCAAACUGUUUUUCCAUCGCGUCAGCAGUAAGCAAAAAAAAAGUUCUGGAGUGAAAAUUA